Molecule: messenger RNA, 5770 nt
Organism: Bombus pyrosoma
Lineage: Eukaryota; Metazoa; Arthropoda; Insecta; Hymenoptera; Apidae
Product: venom protease-like
Exons: 11
Coding region: 1216-2103 (295 amino acids)
Biological process (GO): proteolysis
Molecular function (GO): serine-type endopeptidase activity
Source: RefSeq, a predicted model, not a curated record
UCCCCUUAAACGCUUCAAUAUUGCGCAUAUAAACUGUAUUUUAUACAGAUUUUAUAAAACUACUUUGUAUGUUUGUUUGGACUGUUAAUCUAAAGGCUGGUGUACAAAGAAAAAAUGGCACAAUGAUGCAGUCUGGUGAUGUUCAGGAAUAUCAAGGAAUCACUCUACAUUUGCUGCAAUACUGUAUUUAAAAUAUAUGAUUGUUAGAAUAUGAAUAAUUAAUGUUUAAUUCUAUCCGAAUUUUGAUGAAACUGUAGCUUUGGAAAGAAAGAAUUGAUACCUUGAUAUCAUAGUUUGUACAUCCUAUAUAUACAAUAAAUUUUGGAAUAUUAUAUUAUGAAGAACCAGAUCAUCAUGGUCAUGUGAUUUGAAUAAAAGCACCUGAAUUUCAUGAUAUUCUUAUCCAAUUAGAUAAUAUAACCAGGUAUCUUCAGAGUAAGAUAGAAUACGAUCUUAACAUUGUUCGUUUGAGUGAUUAUGGAAUGGUAACUAUUAAGUUAGUCAACGACACAGACAUUUUCUCUGACGUAAAAAAUCUGAUAAUCGUAAAUCAUAACUUGGAAUAUUUUGAUUAGUAAGAUCGUAAGAUAUUUGCUCGAUUCUGGGAAUGUGGCAACGAAGGCAAUUUCAACCGUAGGAAAAUACGGAGCAUCCGUGGUAAGGAUGUGGUAAAGAAGAAGUUGAUUCCCCAAGAAAGAGUAACGAAGUGUCAAUCUCUCUCUCGAGUGCGUAAAUAUUAUAUACAGAGAGGUACCACAUAUUAUUGACGUAUAAUAAUUGUUGCGCGAGUGUGAAGCAUCACUAUCGAAACUUACAAAUUAUUCGUAAAAGUGAGCAUCGUUGAGUGGCAUUUCUCAGUUAGCCAUCAAGCGUACAAGUAGAAGAUUCCUAAGAUUUACGUGAUUGAUUUCUGAUAAUUCGGUGCCUACAAAUCAAUGACUUUUAAGAUGAAUUAAAGUUGCACAUGCAAACACGAGCAACCAGCUUUCACUGUAAAGGUAACUUUUAUGUAAUGUUGUACGCGCAAAAGUAUUUCUUUCUGUUACCACGCUAUUGCUAUUUUGUAAACUUUAGUAGCACAACUAUCGGUAAUGUGCGAUAAAACAUGCUAUAUAAUAGAUAAUUGUAAGUGAAAUGACAAGGUGACGGUAUAAAUAGGUACUUCGACGAAAGUUGGUACAAGUGUAUCUUCGUUUCUCAGGAUUGGCGAGGACAAUGACUGGCUUCAAGAUACUGUUCGCAUGUUUGGCGUUAAUUGUCCUUCUGCAUCCAUCAGUUCAAGCGGGGCGCACUAAAGCAACCUCGAAUGUGCCCUUGCGUCCACCAUACUGUGGUUUCAGCAACGCUACGCAUACCAGGGUGGUUGGUGGUAGACCAGCUAAACUCGGUGCUUGGCCAUGGAUCGCUGCAUUAGGUUAUAUUGAUUGCGAUGACCCAAAUGGGGAACCGCUAUGGGGCUGCGGAGGUUCCCUGAUAUCGGCUAGGCAUGUUUUGACCGCAGCACAUUGCGUAGAAAUUUUUGGAUUGUACGUAGUUCGUAUCGGGGACUUAGAUCUAGGACGAGAUGAUGACGGAGCCCAUCCUGUUCAAAUAGAAAUCGAAUAUAUACUAAAACAUCCUGAUUAUAUUAACGGUUCACACAAUGAUGAUAUUGCUAUUCUUAAACUGAAGAAAAAUGUUCCAUUUUCAGAGCACAUACGACCUAUUUGUCUCCCCAUAGACCAGCCCUUACGAAAUAAAAACUUCGAGAAUUUCCAUCCUUUGGUUGCUGGAUGGGGAACGGUAGGAUUUGGUGGAAAUUUGAGUGACGUAUUACUGGAAGUACAAGUGCCAGUGAUUAACAACGCCGAAUGCAAGAAACGUUAUUGGCCAAUUGAUAAGCAGCGUAUCACCACAAAAGUAAUAUGCGCCGGUGCGGAAGGAAAGGAUGCUUGUCAAGGUGACAGCGGCGGACCACUGAUGAUACCACAGCAAUUCACAUACUAUCAAAUAGGUAUUUUGUCCAGUGGUCACAGAUGUGGCACUGUUAGAUUUCCCGCCGUUUACGCAAGGGUCACGUCGUACUUCGACGACUUCAUUCUGCCAGUGUUGCAAAAUUAUUAGUGCCUCAUAAAUAUCAUUUUUCGUGUACGAAAAGUAAAGCUGGAAUUUAUUAUUGUGGAGAUAAGAGCCAGCUCAGACUUACUGUUUUGUAUGGCACGGAUUAUAGCCUUAACAUGCACGAAAUGUCACCUUGAAGCGACACUAAUCUUUUACACACGCUAAAACUGCACGACUUAGAUAUGUAAAGAUGAUAAAUGAAAAUUAAUUAAAUUUCUAUUAAUUUUGGUAAUAAUAAAUCAACUUUCGCAAAGCUUUUAUAAAUCUUGUUUCUGAUGUAUCAAGAGCAUAUAUUUCACUUAGAACGUACACUCCUUGUAUGUAUAUGCAAAAUUUCGGACUAAUCUAAAACACUUCAUGAGAUAGAGAGCUUCUGGAAGUUCGGACACAGAGAGUGCAUAAAAUACAAGAUAAGUCUCGUGUCUUCCAAAACUAUUUUGUAUUCGCUAAAAACGUCCUGUGUACUCAUGCAAUCACGUGCAACCUCGAAACUUUACGUAUUUUUUAUCACUUUCCAAUUCAAUAAACUGUUUUUGCAUUUUUGACUAUAUGUAAGAGAAAUUUCCAUUCAGCCAAAGGUACACUUACAGAUUACAGAUUCCUAUGCGAGGAUCAGUAAAAAUUUAUCCGCACUCCAGAUAUUUAAAACUUCUGUCGGCCGUAUUGUCCCAUCUGCACUCUUCGUAUGACGUCAGUAUCUGUUCAGUGACUGCUGUGUAGGUUUCAUUGUGUUACGUCAAUUCAUUUGUGAUCGCUGGGCGUGUAACAAUGGCUGCCGCAGCUGUGAUUUGCAGGAGAACAGUGCAGGAUGCAGUGAUUCGUUUCUUGUGGUCGGAGGCUAUGUUUGCUGCCUAUAUUUAUCAAAGACUUCAUGCACAUUCUGGAGAAAGUGUUUUGUUGCGAAGUGUGUUUGAAUGGACACAGAAGUUCAAAGAAGAUCGCACAAAUGUCAUGAAAAAACAGCCGGACGCCCGUCUACAUCCACGAUGACAACAUUGAACGUGCUCAUGAGCUUAUUCUGUGGAAUAGACGAGUGACACUGGAUAAUGUGGCAGAUCAUUUGCAAAUCAGCCACGGCUCUGCUUAUGCAACAGUCCACGACAGAUUUGGGUUUCAAAAAGUUUGUGCGAGGUGUCAAAAAAGCUGAUGAAGAGGCGAAGAUGAAGAUGAUAAAGUGUAUACAGAAACUGGGCGAUUAUGUCGAAAAAUGAUAUUGUUAAUCUAGAGGUUGGUGUACAAAGAAGAAGUGGCACAGUGAUGUGGUCUGAUAACAUUUAUAAAUAUCAAGGAGUCACUCCUAUAUUUGCUCAGAAUUUUAAUGAAACUGUGCCUUGGGAAGGAAGAACUGAUACCUUGAUAUCAUGGUUUAUACAUCCUACAUGUACAAUAAAUUUUGGAAUAUUAUAUAAUGAAGAACCAGAUCAUCAUGGCCAUGUGAUGUGAAUAAAAGGACCUUAAUUUGAUGAUAUUUUUAUAAUGUUGGAUAAUAUAACUUAGUAUCUUCACAGUAAGAUAGGAUGACAUGGUUUACAUGGUCUUAAUGUUGUUCACUUGAGUGAUCAUAUUAUAAGGAAAAGUUUAAUAUCACAGGUAGAAUGAUUCAUAACUUAGAACUACUAACUCAGAGAUGUAUUAAAAAUUAAAGAAAUAUAUUAAAUUUUAUGGGAUAUUCAUGUUUAGUAACCAGUAAUUCAGAGAUUGGUAUUCGUGGUUACUAUAAUGAGGCUAUAGAAACGCGCCCUUUCUUCUUUGCAAAUGGUCUUGCAUUUAUGUCUAAGCCGAAACUGAAACUUUGAAUAAUUUAGAUUCAUUCUUGUUAUUUUGUAAAAUACUUGAUCUAUAGUAUGCCAUAAGGAAUGACACUGUAUCACACCAACCAAGUGCUUUAUGAAACAUCAACAGGGUAUCACAGUAAUCGCGUAUUGACUGAUAUUUGUAGCCACUACAAUAUCUAUGACAUUGGUAGUAAUUAUAAGAACAAUAAUGAUGUUCUAUAAGAGGAAAUGAUGAUUAGGAACAAAAACUUACAGGAGAUAUCAUCUGGUGGAUGGAUAAUAUGUAAAAAAUAUCAAGCAGUAUACGAAUUUUCAUAUUGCAUAGAGAUAACAAAAUGAAAUAAUAAUAAUGAGAUAACAAUUAAAAAAUGUCGACAUAGUAAUAAGAAAUAGCAUCAUGACAAAGAAUAUAUAAACAAUCUCAUUUUUUAUAAAUAAAGUUUCAUUGUUUCAGAUUUUGAAAUAUAGUGGAAUGUUUAAUUAGUAUCUUAAGAUCUUUAAACAAUUAUUAUUUUAGAAUCAAUUGUAAUUGCAUCAUACGUACUUUUGAAUUUGUACAAAAACAUAUGUAAUUUUGAACUAGUUAUUAUUAGGAAAUUGUUAGAUGCGAACAGUAAACGAAAAGUUGUAGUAUAGUAAUUAUAAAUCAAAACACAAGAAUUAAAUUCUUUAGGAAAAAACAAAAGCUGAAUUUCUUAUUUACAUGUUUACAAAGAAAUCCAUAAUAAAAAGGAGUUGCUUUCUAAUACUUCUCUUCCUUGUAAUGCCUAUGUUAAUAAUAACGAGGUUCGACUUUUUGUUUUUAGAGGGAUACUGGAAGAUUUGAAAGCACUGUACCAUUGCGAAGAAAAUCACGAUAUUGAAAACGAUACUUGCAAGUAAAUUUCUAAAAAAUCUGUUUUCAAAUUUUCGCUUUCUAUUUCACAUUAAAAGAAAGGGCUGUCUUCUUUUUCUGCAAGACAAAACAAAUAUUCUGAAUCUCGUAUCAAUGAAUUAUGUUAAUAAGUUAUUUUUCUUUUCAGAUUAAACAAUAUUCCAGAUUUAUUCAUAAUUUCAUACUACGCAAAGAAUAGACUUUCAUAUGUAUAUAAAGCAAAUAUUAAGUAUAGGAAAUCUCUUUUUCAUUAUAGGUGACAUAUGCUUCACGGUUGAACGUAUUUUUGAACACAUAUAAAUGAAAAAGUACUCUUGUGGAAAAAAAAAAUUGAUACCUUCGAUUGAUAUUAGAAAACGUAUAUAAACUUAUGCACAAUCACUAUCAGUUUAUAUUUUAGGUGUACACACAGAUUUGUUGGAGUUCUCAUGAAAUGUACUUCCUGUACGAACGUUUUAUUCUUCCAAAUUUUGUGAUACUAUGUCUCAUAUAAUAUGGAUUAAACGUAAUAUAAAUGAUCCGAAAAUUGACUCGAACGACAUUAAUUGUCUUUCUAUUUAUACCAAUACUAAAAAUACAAGUAAAGCUGGAACAAUAGUAUGCAGGAAUGGACUAUUUAUUAUUUUAAACCAAAUCAUAACAUUAUAUUCAGAAUGCACAGUAUUAUUAUGAAAUGUAAAUGAAGCAGUUGUAAACGAACGAUUUUACUGUAAAAUCAUUGCCUCCUUUCUUUCAUCUGAAAUAUAGUAGCAAGUACUCAUUCUUUUAAUAUAUAAUAAAACGAGAUAUCUUUAAAAAGUUAUAUAUGUCAUCACUGGUAACUGUUAUCUCGUAUGACACCAAAUAUAUCAUUAGUAUGGAAUCAUAUUUUUAUGAAGAUAUACUUUACUGAUAAAUUUGGGAAAUGUUAUAUAAGAAAAUUAUCUCUUGUUAUUCUAUGAAGUGUACUAGCUAAUGAAGUUUAAUUUUAAGAAGAAUUAGAACAAAAGAGAAUUAAAAAAUUAAAAAGAUCAAAAUAAGA